Culex pipiens pallens (northern house mosquito) is the source of this 608-nucleotide messenger RNA. RefSeq lists its product as uncharacterized. Gene Ontology annotation, biological process: cellular response to oxidative stress. Gene Ontology annotation, cellular component: cytoplasm. Lineage: Eukaryota; Metazoa; Arthropoda; Insecta; Diptera; Culicidae. The record is from RefSeq and is a predicted model, not a curated record. Gene Ontology annotation, molecular function: glutathione disulfide oxidoreductase activity. Bases 71 to 409 code for a protein of 112 amino acids. The transcript is spliced from 3 exons.
CUCUCGACGACGUCGUCGUACUUUUGUAGCAAGCAGCCUCCUUCUUCUGUCCAGAACGCGCGCAGUGUAGAUGGGUUCAUUCGUCAGUAGAUCAUCGCCAGCCAACAUGAGUGGACCAGUGGCCGAAUUCGUCAAGGGCGCCAUCGCCAAGGACAAGGUCGUAAUCUUUUCCAAGACCUACUGCCCGUACUGCACGAUGGCCAAGGAGCCCUUCAAGAAGCUGAACCAUCCCGUCACUUGCUACGAGCUGGACCACCGAAAGGACGGGGGCGAGAUUCAGGCCGUGCUCGGUGAGAUGACCGGAGCCAGCACGGUGCCACGUGUGUUCAUCAACGGAAACUUUGUCGGUGGCGGCACGGACAUCAAGAAGAUGUACUCGGACGGCCGAUUAGAGAAGAUGCUGGCCUAAGAUUACUCGCACAGCGCACAAAUUCAGCACUUUAAUUUAAUCCUCAAUUCAGCCUCAAAAUAAGGUUUAUGUGAAUCACCCCCAGAAUAUGACAAUACACCCAGCAAAGUCCUCGUUUAUUUUCGGUUAGUUUUGUGUUUAGCAAUAAUAAAUCAAUAAAGUUGGCUUUUUAGCUGUUAAAACCAAUCACUCUCUAAAA